Molecule: messenger RNA, 4970 nt
Organism: Talpa occidentalis (Iberian mole)
Lineage: Eukaryota; Metazoa; Chordata; Mammalia; Eulipotyphla; Talpidae
Gene: CDC7
Product: cell division cycle 7
Exons: 13
Coding region: 1-1941 (646 amino acids)
Biological process (GO): mitotic DNA damage checkpoint signaling; protein phosphorylation
Cellular component (GO): nucleus
Molecular function (GO): ATP binding; protein serine/threonine kinase activity
Source: RefSeq, a predicted model, not a curated record
AUGGCGUGGGAUUAUGAGGGAUUAGAACCCCUCGUGGCCAGGGGCGUAUCAGUUCUCUACCAACUCGCUGGGGACCUCGGACGAACCUCCUGCCGCUCCCUAGCAGCAAUCAAACGAUUUCCUCCAUCAGUGCUACUCAGGAUCCUGAAUUUCUCGGCGGCUUUGCUCCCCACCUGUGAACAUGACCCCUUAGCUGGCCCUUCGCAUCCCAAUUUUGUGAUAGAGGCUUCUUUGGAGAUUCAGAUGGAUGAACCAAUGGCUUUUACUCCCCUGUGUGAACGGCUUCAGGCGGAUGGCUCGUUAAAAAAAUAUGAGCAGAAUUAUAAACUACCAGGCAUUAAAAAAGAUAUUGAGAAGCUUUAUGAAGCUGUACCACAGCUUGGCAAUGUGUUUAAGAUUAAAGAUAAAAUUGGAGAAGGUACUUUCAGCUCUGUAUAUUUGGCCACAGCACAGUUACAAGUAGGACUUGAAGAGAAAAUUGCUCUAAAACACUUAAUUCCAACAAGUCAUCCUAUAAGAAUUGCAGCUGAACUUCAGUGUCUAACAGUGGCUGGGGGGCAAGAUAAUGUCAUGGGAGUUAAAUACUGUUUUAGGAAGAAUGAUCAUGUGGUUAUUGCAAUGCCGUAUCUGGAGCAUGAGUCCUUUUUGGAUAUUUUGAAUUUGCUUUCAUUUCAAGAAGUACGGGAAUAUAUGUUUAAUCUGUUCAAAGCUUUGAAACGCAUUCAUCAGUUUGGUAUUGUUCACCGUGAUGUGAAACCAAGCAAUUUUUUAUUUAAUAGACGCCUGAAAAAGUAUGCUUUAGUAGACUUUGGUUUGGCCCAAGGAACCCAUGAUACGAAAAUAGAGCUACUCAAAUUUGUCCAGUCCGAAACUCAGCAGGAAAGUUGUUCACAAAAUAAAUCCCAUGUAAUCACAGGAAACAAGAUUUCUCUGAGUGGCUCAGGAGCACCUAAAGAGCUGGAUCAACAACCUGCCACAAAAACUUCUGUUAAAAGGCCUUAUACAAAUGCACAAAUUCAGAGUAAACAAGGAAAAGAUGGAAAGGAAGGAUCUGUAGGCCUUUCUGUCCAGCGCUCUGUUUUUGGAGAAAGAAAUUUCAAUAUACACAGCUCCAUUUCACAUGAGAGCCCUGCAGUGAAACUUAUGAAGCAGUCAAAGACUAUGGAUGUGCUAUCUAGAAAGUUAGCUACAAAAAAGAAAGCUGUUUCUACAAAAGCUGUGAAUAGUGGUACAGUGAGGAAAACUUCUAGUUCUUGCCCAUCUAGUCUGACCUGUGAUUGUUAUGCAACAGAUAAAGUUUGCAGUAUUUGCCUUUCAAGGCGACAACAGGUUGCUCCUCGGGCAGGGACACCAGGAUUCAGAGCACCUGAGGUCUUAACAAAGUGCCCCAACCAAACUACAGCAAUUGACAUGUGGUCUGCAGGUGUCAUAUUCCUUUCUUUGCUCAGUGGACGAUAUCCAUUUUAUAAAGCAAGUGAUGAUUUAACUGCUUUGGCUCAAAUUAUGACAAUUCGUGGAUCCAAGGAAACUAUCCAGGCUGCUAAAACUUUUGGCAAAUCAAUAUUGUGUAGCAAAGAAGUCCCAGCACAAGACUUGAGAAAACUCUGUGAGAAGCUCAGGGGUAUAGAUUUUAACACUUCCAAAUUAGUCAGCAGUUUACAGAAGCCUGCGUCUCAUGACCCGGCUUUUUUAGGGAAAUCUGCCCAGAAUGACCCCAUACAAACACUUCAAGCACAGCACUCGGGGAAUUCACUGUAUAAAGGGGGCAGCAAUGACUCUGGGGGUCGGUCUGAUGAGUGUGCUACCAGUUUAGAAGGCUGGGAUGAGGUGCCUGAUGAAGCUUAUGACCUGCUUGACAAACUUCUAGAUCUCAAUCCAGCUUCAAGAAUAACAGCAGCAGAAGCUUUAUUGCAUCCCUUUUUUAAAGACAUGAGCUUGUGAUUAUCAAGUCUUCAUUUAAUGUUUGCUGUUGUAUAUUGUGAGGUGGGUUGAAAAAGAGUUCUUUGUGUAAUAGUCAUAAGUUAUUGAUUAGAGACCAGGACAAGAUGAAUAAUUUAUUUUUAAAUUGAAGUAUUUGCUCUCAAGGCAGAUUCUGAAAUACAGAUUAAGAUUGCUUAAGGGGCCUGGGGUCAUUCUUUGGACUAACAAUGGGUCUUUCGGUUAGAGAUACCCGAGCAUAUUCAAAUUUUUAGUUUUCCCUAAUAUUUCACUGUCAUAUGCAGAUAAAGGAGCAGUGUUAUCCUAGUACAUAGGGAUUCUAGAUGCAAGUCAGUAAAUUAAUGGAUAUUUCAGGGAUUAAAAUAUACCGUGCAGUGUCUAAACUAGGUCAGAAGACUUAGUUUAUUGGUUUCUUAAAGCUGUGAUCUGUGUCCUUUUAAAAAACCUAACCUGAUUCUGGUGUUCUGUCCAUUCUGUAGGUAAAGAAAAUAAUUUCCUCUCUUGCAGAUGUAUAUGUUGUAUCUUUCAUGAACACUAAACAAGUACUGAGAAAAUGUUUGUCAUGUCUGGUGGGGGUGGGGAAUAUCACAUAAAAUUACACCUUUCCAUUUUUAGAGUAUUUUUUGAAAGCAUUUUUUGCGUGAAUUGCCAUGGUUUCUUAAUGAUUUCUCUCACUUUUUCUGCCUUCUUAACCCCCACGUAAUACAAUCUCCUUGGAAUUAAUAUGGUGCUUUCAAAACAUUUCUGGGUGCUUAGUUAAAUGUUGCUUAUGUUUACAGUUAGAAUCUUAAAAUAAUGCUACACUGGUUGAAAAAAAGGGACACUUCAGGGCCAAGGUGAAGAUUAAUAGUCCAGAAUGCUUUUCUUUUUCAGCUGUAUGCUUUUUCACACCAUCUUAGGUAGAAUUAGGUAGCUGCUGAAAGGAAAUUGACAAGCAGAAUUGAAUCUAUUGCACAUUUUUCCUUUACGUGACGCCAUCAAGAGCUAUAUAACCUAUUGGACUAAGUUGGCUCUACUCAAGGAAGAAUGAAGAUUGGGGUCUUGGGUGGAUUGGUAAGAGAUAGUGAAGUAAGCAAAGUAGAAAAGGACCUAAGAUAGAAGUUUAUGUAUUACUGUAUGCCAGAAUGAUGUAUAGCAACGACAGCUAUCCAACUUCUUGUGAGAAGUCAGUCUGGAAGUGAGGAAUGGAUCUGCUGAGAAGUUUCCUAUUUUGUAGUCAUAGAGUAUAGAAACAGCGUAAGGAUAUAAUAUUCAUUUUGUUAUUUGACCAUGAAGUCAGUUUGUCUACCUAAUCUAUUGCUAAAUAUAAUGUGUGUGUGUAUGUAUCUACACCAUUACCUUUGAUCUGUCUUCUCAUACUAUAAUUUUUUAAAAACCUAAAUGUUCUUGAAUUUGUAUGUUUAAUAAAGUUAUCCUUUUAUUUUUUUAUGUACACUAUUCAUUUGUAAAAAUGAUAAAAAAAAUUAACCACUGAGUGUGUUUUCCUUCUGAGAUUGAAAUGUAUGUUCUCUUUUCAGCACACAGUAGGUAGUGAAUUAACAAAUAUUGACCUGGCUCAAGUAGUAUAUGAAAGAUAGAAGUAGAUUUGUCCAUAGAGAAGGUGCUAACCUGAUUACAUUUAUAGGAUAUUUGUCACAAAUAAUAAAGCAAACCAUAAUGAAAUCUUUACUCAGCCAAAAAUAAUUUUUCAGCAUGACUCACAAGUUAACAUAUUCUCAGAGAACUGAUAGGGGAAAAAAUUAUCACAAGAGCAGAGAAGGGGUUCUCUAAGGAUAUUUAAUAUUCAGGACUUUUUUCAAUUUUCCAUUAAUGUUACUUAGAAUAGAACUUGGUUGAUAUACAAGGGGAGGUAGAAGGAGUUAGUAUUUUAAAAGGUAUCUGAUGUUGCAAUUUAGGUGUCAGGAAAUUUCAAACCCACUAGAAAAUGGUAUAUCGAUUUUGGCAAAUAAAAAUUAUGAAGGAAUUUCCAUACACAUAUUCAGGUUUUUCAGCCUUCUGAACAUCACUUUAUUAUGUCAGCUCCCUAAAAGCUUCUAAGUUAGGCAAAACAGUCAUUUCUAGGGAAGAAGGUAAUUUCCUAUUAUUAUGGAAGUUCCCGGAAUAUUUGACUAUUUUUCAUUGUCAACUUUAUAAAAUUGUUGCUGACACUCGAAACUGUUAAGGAUGUUUUCAUUUAAUAAACUAGACAUUUACAACUAUAAGUACAACAAGCUACAAGUAUUGGUUUUUGAAACAGACUGCAGUUCCCUAGCAUUUUUAAUGAAACUUUUCCUUAUAAGGGGAUGAUUAUGGUUGCCUUAAUGACCUAAAUAAAAAUGUGGCUCAAGAAUGAUUAUUCCAAAGAAUUAAACUUAAGUUUAUUUUAAAAUCUGAACGAAAGUCAUCAAGCAAUGUUAAUCUCAUGUUUCUGGCAUCAACAUUUUUAGAAACAAAAGGGUGUUACAGAUGUUAGUAUAUUGAUUGCAUAAAAUCUUGAAACCCACAAAACAUUUAGGCUUAUGUCUUAGUAAUUUCUACUGUUUGUGUAAUUUCAGUACUAUGCAUCACCAAAAAGUUAUUUAUUUUAAACCAUGGCCAAAUUUGGCGGGUAAUGCCAGUGUCAGCAGAUGUAUUGUUUCCGCCUGCAAUUGUGCAUGCUGUCUGUCUGGUCUUUAAAGAACACUAUCUAACACUAGGCAGAAAUGUCAACACGGUUCAAAUUUUUUCCUGUGUUCUUAGAACUGAUGUUUCCUAAUGUUGUCAAAUUGUGUUGGAACUGCCUGUCUUGAAAGGUGGAUAUUUUCACCCAUGUACUAGAUAAGUAAUCAGAAUUAGUUAAUGCUCUGUCAAAUUACAGCAAGAUUUCCAACAAAGUAACUACAAAGGUCAGUGCUUUAGAAUUUAGUAAAUAAUGGCAUUUUAAAUACCUAAGUGAGAAGGCAUAAACCUUAGGAAAACCAUUGUAAACUGGAUGAGAAAAUUAUAAAAAUGAAGUUCAGGAAAGCAAUUGCAAAAUAGUUUUGAGCUUAAUUUGUCUGACCUAAUUUUUUUCU